GAGAGGGACAGUGGACCAGUGCAAACUGCGACGCGUAUCUUUUCAUCACACGUGUCUUUCAUGGCGGUUCUGUUACUGCCACCUCUGUACUCUUCACUUACUCCCAUACCUCCUACACUUAAAACCCUUCUCUAGACUCUAGUUAAGUAGUUAUCUCUCUUUCUCUCUCCUAACAACCGCUAUCAUUUCUGCAACUGUCAGAGAACUGAAACACCCUCUCCAUUCUCUCACAAUCAUAGACAUGUAGUGCAGAUACUCGGAGAACUGCUGGUAAAAGUACUGGGUCAUUCAGAAGUUGUGGCUGCUGCUGGUCGUGUAGCAUAAUUUUUCGUCCUGAAGCUCAUGUUUUUACUUGCUAUGAGGAGCCUUUGGUUAGCGAUUGUUACUUGGAUGCAGCUUUUGGGAGCGAUAGUUAGCUGGCACACAAAUUUGUGUUGGAGAAUUAUUUUGUGCACUGUGAACAUCACAACUCUUCCUAUACGAGCUGUGGGUGCACUCCGAAGAGUGAAAAAAAUGGAGAGGCUUCUCCAGGAGAUGCAAAGUGAGCUAGACAACCUCUCAUGGGAUAACGAUAAACUUGCGGCACAUUUGAGGGUGGCCAUUAAGGAACAUCAUCUCAUGGAGUCGAUGUUGGCUGAAAUAGAAGAGGAGCAUGACAAAGCUAUUUAUAAAAUUGAAUUCCUUGAGCAAGAGGUGGAGCACCUGAAAGAUGAGAAUCUUAGACUGAAGGAAGUUCAGACGAAGGGGAUGUGGGACCCAGCCCUAAAAACUGAUAUAGGAGAUGGGCGAAUGACAAGUGAUCCUGAAAGGUACGGCUUUGAUGGAAGUUCUUGGCAGCCAAGCAAAAGUGGAGAUGACAACUUGCUAGGAGAUCCCCUGUUGCAAAAAAAAUCCCUCGAUAACGAGAGACAACUCAAAGCGAGCCGGAUGAAUCCUGUUGGGCUUGUGGACCCACUUACACCAUUGAUUUUCUCGAGAGAUGUAGAUGCAGACGCAGCUCUUGAUCAAAGAAGGGAGGUUGCGCUGUCACAGAGUCUUUUUAGUGCCUUGUUAUCGCUCUUGGUUGGAGGGAUUAUCUGGGAAGCCAAAGACCCGUGCAUGCCCCUUGUGAUGGCGCUCUUCAUGGUGGUGGGAUUGUCUCUAAGGAGUGUCGUGCAGUUUUUCUCAACUAUACGAAACAGACCCGCUUCUGAUGCGGUUGCACUUUUAAGCUUCAACUGGUUUGUCCUUGGUACACUUUCGUAUCCUACAUUGCCAAAACUCGCCCAUAUGCUGUCACCUGUUAUUGCUACCUUUGUUGAGCGCGGGCUUGGAUUUGGAUUUGGCUCCGGCUCCUUGUAGUACUGUAGUUGGUAGAUAUUGCAGGCAGCCAAUACUUUUGGAUGUGUAUGUCAUGAUUUUUGUCCUCUAAGGGGGACAGUCCAUGAUUAAGGUCUAUUGAGGUGGGAGUUUCGUCUCUCUAUCUUCAUCCCAUCCCUUGUUUUUUCUUUUGGCCUUUGCCUAGAAAGUUGUACAAGUGGUUUUUAUAGUCAUAGACAUAGUUGUAUAUAGGUUUUUCCUUUUGCCUUUCUUUCCUUACUUUGCAUUCACUAUUUCACGUUGUACAAGACCCCAUAUUUCUAUUAAGAUGUGGGUGGGAUAUGCAAUUUUCUUAUUUCAUA
This is a messenger RNA of Beta vulgaris subsp. vulgaris (sugar beet), 1661 nucleotides long. RefSeq lists its product as hypothetical. The record is from RefSeq and is a predicted model, not a curated record. The coding region runs from base 343 to 1341 and encodes 332 amino acids. Lineage: Eukaryota; Viridiplantae; Streptophyta; Magnoliopsida; Caryophyllales; Amaranthaceae. The transcript is spliced from 4 exons.